AUGAAGACUCAGUUGAGGACAGCAGUGACGAUGAAGACUCAGCUGAGGACAGCAGUAACGAUGAAGACUCAGCUGAAGAUAGCAGUGACGAUGAAGACUCAGUUGAGGACAGCAGUGACGAUGAAGACUCAGUUGAAGAUAGCAGUGACGAUGAAGAAUAGCAGUGACGAUGAAGACUCAGUUGAGGUCAGCGGUGACGAUGAAGACCCAGUUGAAGAUAGCAGUGACGAUGAAGACUCAGUUGAAGACAGCAGUGUGAGUUCAGAUGAAGAAGCAGUGACGAUGAACAGUGACGAUGAAGACUCAGUUGAAGAUAGCAGUGACGAUGAAGACUCAGUUGAGGACAGCAGUGACGAUGAAGACUCAGUUGAAGACAGCAGUGACGAUGAAGACUCAGUUGAAGAUAGCAGUGACGAUGAAGACUCAGUUGAAGACAGCAGUGACGAUGAAGACUCAGUUGAGACAGCAGUGACGAUGAAGACUCAGUUGAAGACAGCAGUGACGAUGAAGACUCAGUUGAAGACUGUGGUAGCAACACAGUGA
Molecule: messenger RNA, 543 nt
Organism: Haliotis rubra (blacklip abalone)
Lineage: Eukaryota; Metazoa; Mollusca; Gastropoda; Lepetellida; Haliotidae
Product: acidic repeat-containing protein-like
Exons: 2
Coding region: 1-543 (180 amino acids)
Source: RefSeq, a predicted model, not a curated record